Molecule: messenger RNA, 1263 nt
Organism: Letharia columbiana
Lineage: Eukaryota; Fungi; Ascomycota; Lecanoromycetes; Lecanorales; Parmeliaceae
Exons: 1
Coding region: 1-1263 (420 amino acids)
Biological process (GO): tRNA wobble position uridine thiolation
Cellular component (GO): cytosolic tRNA wobble base thiouridylase complex; mitochondrion
Molecular function (GO): tRNA binding
Source: RefSeq, a predicted model, not a curated record
AUGCCACCGACACCGUGUGCCCUUUGUAACGCCAACCGAGCGCUCAUCAUCCGGCCUAAGAACCAUCAAAAGCUCUGCAAAGCCUGCUUUAUAACCCUCUUCGAGACCGAGAUCCAUAAUACCAUCACCACAAACUCCCUCUUCUCUUCCGGCGAACGAGUUGCUAUUGGCGCCUCCGGAGGCAAAGACUCUACCGUGCUAGCAUCCGUCCUCAAAACUCUCAACGAACGCUACCACUACGGCCUAAACCUGCUGCUACUUUCAAUAGACGAGGGUAUAAAAGGCUACCGAGAUGAUAGCCUCGAGACUGUCAAGAGGAAUGCUGUGCAGUAUGACAUGCCUUUGGAAAUAGUUGGCUACGAUGAGCUCUACGGUUGGACAAUGGAUCAAGUGGUCUCGCAAAUCGGCAAGAAGGGCAAUUGUACCUACUGCGGCGUCUUCCGGCGGCAAGCACUCGACCGUGGAGCUGCACGUCUCGGCAUCAACCACGUCGUCACAGGUCACAAUGCCGACGAUAUCGCUGAAACCGUCAUGAUGAACCUGCUGCGAGGUGACCUGCCACGGCUAGCCAGAGCUACAAGCAUUGUGACAGCGAGUGCAGCGAGCGAUAUUAAGAGAAGCAAGCCGCUUAAGUAUGCAUACGAGAAAGAAAUCGUGUUGUACGCACAUCACAAGGGGUUGGAUUACUUCACUACGGAGUGUAUCUAUAGCCCGGAGGCGUUCCGGGGGAGCGCGAGGACGCUGAUCAAGAGUCUGGAGAGGGUGAGGCCGAGUGCUAUCUUGGAUGUUGUGAGAAGUGGGGAAGAUAUGGCGAGGUUAGUGCCGGAGGAGGUGAGUGGAGGCCGCAAAGGCGGUAAAGACGUACUCGUCGUAGAAGGAGAAGCCGAAGGAGGUGGCGGUUGUGGAAAUGCUAAUGGGAGGGCGAGCGGCGGCGAGAUGGCUGAUAUGGAAAAGCAACUCCUCCAGAACGAAGGAGCUCAGGACAAGGAGACCGAAGUGACAGGCAAAGGACAGAAGCACGACCGGAACUGCGAAGGCUCCAAUCGAAUGGCCAGAAAGUUACCCAAGCAGCAAAUGGGCAAGUGUGCUCGGUGCGGAUACUUGUCCAGUCAAAACAUCUGCAAAGCGUGCAUGCUUCUCGAAGGCCUCAACAGAAACAGACCCAAGACGCAGAUUCAAGUCAGCGUUGAAGAGGAAGAUAAUAGCCCUACGCUGACGCGGCGGAUGGAGGGCUUGACCGUCAUUCCUGGCCAGCAGACUUGA